AGCGUCUUCUCCUUUAAAGAUCUUUGUAUUUAUUUGUGUGUAACAGGUUGACAUGUAAACUACACAGUGGGCGUAUGGAUUGGAGAAAGUGUGCAGACGGUAUGUAAUGAUGACUCACAACAGAGGAAGUUGUGCUCAAGAAAGUGAAAUUCCAUGUUUCAAUGGACAGCCACAUCUUGAAGCCAGAUUUGAGUGCCCAAUCUGUCUUCAGUGCAUGAGAAAUCCCAUCUUGACAGCAUGUGGGCAUCGAUUUUGCAGUGACUGCAUUACAGACUGGCUGAGGCAAAAAGACCAGAGUUGUCCUAUUGAUAGCCUUCCUAUCAAUCAGGAGACAGAUCUGUUUCCUGACAACUUCACCCGUCGUGAGAUUCAGGAACUUGAUCUCCAUUCUUCGUCUUGUAGUUAUGAGAAGAGAGAAGAAGUUCAGUGUACCUUCCAUGAUGUGGGAUGUACAGAAAUACUUACAAAGAAUUCUUUGGCUGAGCAUCUGAAAUCACAAGUUCAUCAGCAUCUAGAUCUGCUUAGACAAGCACACAUGAAAGCACGAAGACAAAACUCUGUUGAAGAGAAGUUGAAAGGAAAAGCACAGGAAGCAGCUCUUCUUUGGGCACCAGAUUCAAAAGGAGAAUCCACAGAGAAAAAUGGGGAAACCUGGCAAGCACUGGCACGUGACUUAUUUGGUAGAAUUGUGGUCCUGGAACAGAAGUACAAUGAACAUGAAAUACAGCUGUCUAACAUCAAGCAGCAGCUGCAGCAACAUGUCAGCAAUUCAAGUGCUGUCCUCGAAGAAAUCUGUCGUAAACACUGUGGUGGUGUCAUGUUGUGGGCUAUCCCUGAGUUUCGUAAAGAGCUGAACACAAUGGAAAGAGAACCUGCACAUUAUUUCCUUUACAGCCCCAGCUUUUACACUUCAUCCAAUGGAUACAGGUUUUGUGCUCGGCUCAAUAUAUCACCAAAAGAUCACAAUUACUUAUCAUUGUUGAUUCAUCUUAUGAAGACUGAUCAUGAUGUUUGCUUAGAUUGGCCGUUCACUGGAAGAAUCAGUUUUCGCUUGGUCAAUAUGAAAGAUUCACAGUUACACAUUCAAGAAACCAUGAUGUCUAGGCCUGAAAUUGAUGCAUUUCAACAGCCAACAAAAAACAUUAACCCUAGAGGGUUUGGAUACACAGAAUUUAUUUCAAUACCAGAGCUUAUGUCUGCUGGAUUCAUACAUAAUGAUACACUUACCAUCAAAAUAAAAGUGCAAAGUGUGUAAUUAAUGUGAUUCUUCAGGUUUCCUCAAUGUAGUAGAUCAUUAAGGAGACCUUGGACAAGAAGCCGGAUAGGCAUGUGCAAUAUUUCAUCAGUUUACUGACUGACCGUCAUCAGGUGCACUCAUGGAACACAAUAAUAUGGCCAUUCACCUAGUACUUGUCUGAUGCAUCUAUAUACUUCAUGCAUAAAUGAGACCAUUCACAAAAUAGUAGAAACACUGAGUUGUUGGCAGGCACACAAGAAGAAUGAAAAGAAAACUUGCUGGAACUCAGACGAAUACUUUUAUGAGCUGGAGUACACACACACACACACACACACACACACACACACAGAGAGAGAGAGAGAGAGAGAGAGAGGGAGAGAGAGAUAGAGAGAGAGAGAGAGAGAGAGCUACAUCGUGCUGGCUGAACACACAAUACCAGGAGAUGGACCGGAGUGAGCGGUUGUGUCAGGUGCGGUGGGUAGAGUGAGAAAGAGGUGGGAGUGGGAUGAGGGGUUGUUGAGAGGUAGCUGGUGCCUCAGAUGGUAGCAGCAGGUGUGCAGGAUAGAAAUUCAGGAGGGGGAGACAGCAGGUGCACUGGCUAGGAAUGCGACACAUAGGCAUUGGAGUCAGUGAGUUAGUGCGAUGCACAGUGAAAAUGACAUGGAGGCAUGGACUGAUAGUUUUAACGGGAUAGAGGAAAGGGGAAGCCAUUGAGUAGAGGGUGUGCAUGCACUGAAUUAAUAGAGAUUGAGGCCAAGACAGUUAUGGGAGUGCAAGGACAACUCCCAUCUGCCUAGUUCAGGGAAGCUGGAGCUGGAGGGAAGGCAGGGGUUGUGGAAGAGUAUGCUGUGCUCAGUAGCAUGUUCCACCACUGGAUGGUCAGCUCUGUUUUUGGCCACAGUUUCGCAGUGGCAAUGCUCUGCAGAAAUUAGAGCACAGCCUGUAUAUGACAUGACUACUUUCACAGGUGUCCCUGUCUCUGAUGAGCUAGGAGAAGCCUGUGACAAGAUUAGAGUUGAAAUCGAUAAGUAGUUAAAUCAGGCAGGUCUUGCUCUCAGGGUCUUCCACAGGGAUAUGACAUCUGUGCCAAGAAACUGGAAGUUGGAGUAACAUGUGGAUGGACAGGGAUGUUGUGUAGGUUGGUUGGACGAAGGAAUACCACUUCAGGAUGGAUGGGAAAGAUCAUGUGUAGGAUGUACCACCUAGCACAUCCUACUCUACUUCUGUCACAGGCUUCUCCUGUCUCGUGUGAGGCAAGGGCACCUAUUAAAUCAGCCAUCAGCUCUACUGUAAUUUCUACAGAGCAUUUUAUGUGGAUAUGACCACCAACCAGAUGUUCACCAGAAUGAAUGGCCACCGACAAACUGUGGACAAGAACAAAGUUGACCACCCAGAGGCAGAACAUGCUGAUUAGCACAACAUGCUGGAGCUCAGGGGUUAUUUUACAAACCAUGCCAUCUGGAUAUUUUCCUUCAGCACCUCCUUUUUUUACAAUGUAAAACACUUCCUUUGUCCGCCCCCGUAGCUGAGUGGUCAGCGUGACAGACUGUCAAUCCAAAGGGCCCGGGUUCGAUUCCCGGCUGGGUCGGAGAUUUUUUCCGCUCAGGGACUGGGUGUUGUGUUGUCCUAAUCAUCAUCAUUUCAUCCCCAUCGACGCGCAAGUCGCCGAAGUGGCGUCAAAUCGAAAGACUUGCACCAGGCGAACGGUCUACCCGACGGGAGGCCCUCGUCACACAACAUUUCAUUUCAACACUUCCUUCACUCCCGUAAUCCUUCUACCCUCAGAUCCUCAAAUACUAGACUCACAUUUGGGAGGGCAAUGAUUCAAAUCUACAAAGGGCCAUCCAGAUUUAAGUUUUUUCAUUAUUUCUGUAAAAUAACUGUAGACAAAUGGCAGGAUUAUUCCUCCAAAAGGGCAUAGUCAAACUCCUUCCCCAUCCUGGAAUCAGUCUGGGCUUGUGCUCCAUCUCUAAUGAUCUUGAUGUUGAUGGGAUGCUAAACUAAAUCUGUCUAUCUUCCUUCCUUCAUGGCCUCAAUCACCAUUAAACCACUUCAUGCGCACCCUCUACCCAGAACUUUCCUCUUCCUCAGUCCUGUUACCCCCUCCCAUUCUAUGCCUCCACUUUGACAUUGUCAUGCACCAUACAAACUCACCAGCUUCGGCUUCCGUUGUCGCAUUCCGAGCCCAUGGACAUGCCACCUCCCCAUCCCGCAUUUCUAUCCCGCACAUCUGCAGCACCCUCCAAGCCACAAGUUACAUCUCCACAACCCCUCAUUCCAAUUCUCGCCUCUUUGUCCCUCUACCCAACCCAACCCCACCCCACCUGAUAUAACCACUCACUCCUGCCAAGCUGCAGUUGUGGCAUAGGUAUUCAGUUGGCACAAUGUAGCUGCACAGGUAUGCACUUGUGUGUGUGUAUGUGUGUGUGUACUUGAACGUGUUAAAAAGGGUUCAUCUGAAAGCUAACAAGUUUUUAUUCUAUUUUGUGUGCCUGUUAGCAGCUCAACGCAAACUAUUCGACGAAUUCCUUCCUUUACUCCUAAAGUAUUUACAUACCACAUUUGAUUUAUUUUUGACAUACUUUAUGUAUAAAUAUACCACUGUCCAUAAUAUUAUUUCUUUGACUUAGUGUAGAAACAUAACUUAUAUUUUGUCAUUUUUAAUACACCACUGUUGACUCAAUUCAAAACAACUGCAAGAAAUAUUGUCAUUUGCUGUUUUUCAUUGCAUAUUAGUGUACAAUUGUUUUUGACGUUGAAAUGUGUUCAUACACUGUGAUAAAUUUCAUCAAAAUCAAUCGGCUCUGUGGCAUUGGACUAGCAGUUUACUACAGACUUGUUCAUGGUCUCCACCGGAAGAGAUCAUACACAAUGUGUCACACCAAAAAAGAUGAGACUUACGUUGUAAAUUUGUAUUCUUACUAGGUAUGUUCAGUUAGUUAUACUUGCUUUAAAAUGGAUCCCCUUGUAAUCUGUAUAUAGCUGCAGUCAUUCUGACAUUGCUCAAAACAUUCUUGGGAGCAGCACAAGAGUUCAACCAUUUUUGCCUUCCACAAAGCAUACAAACUCAUAAGUUCUAAUCCGCUGCCACUUGAGCUGAGUGAUUGUGUUAAAACUUGUCAAAACCUGUGUAUUGUUGUUCUGUGGUGUAUUGCCAUGUUUUGACGGAAUGCAAACCCGUACUUAUGACUAGUUUGAAUAUUUUGUCUGUUAAUGUUUUGUUUACAACAUUUUUGUACUUGUUAUUAUCUAAAUACAAUAGUAGUAUAUUUGUCUGUUGCAUGAGCAUUACCACAGAAUGUAGUGCAUGUGUUUCCAUUUUGUGAUAUCAUUUCCAUUGAUUUCUGUAACAUGGUCUGUUGUAUAAUUACUAGGGUGAAAAGUUUUGCACUUAGUUAAUAAUCUGAUUAUCAUGUCACUGAGGAACCUAUAAUGGUGUGCUGGGAUGUUUUUCUUUGACUGUAUUUUAGAUUUGGAUAAUGUCACCACCCAUAGUGGUUUACAUAUGGUGUCAUACAUGGCCAAUACAGUGUUACAGUAGCAUAUACUUUUAUGUUCCUAAGUGCAGGACCUAACAAUUUUGACUGAUGCCUCAGAUCUCUCCUGUUCCAUCCCCAUGACCUCCCCCCCUUUCAGGGUAUUAGUUCCCACAUGCUGCGAAACUCAACAGGCACUGUGAAGAUUCAGUCUGUGUCCUUAAGAACAGCAAACAUUGUUGUUGGUAUCAUUUAUCUUUUUAAUUACAUAAGUUUCUUAAAGUAUUACUCAAAAGUGCAAAUAACUACCAUACUGUGGAAAACCAUUAACUAAAUUCUUGAAGCAAUGAGAGACUAUUUUAUCAGUAGGAAAACAUUGUUAGAUUCUAUAUUUUUGCAUUAUGAGGUAUGUUAUAUACACUUUAAAAUGUCAGUAUUAUAUUUUGUGGGGUGGGAUCUUUUCCAGAGUGCAAUAACAACAUCCUUUUGUAAUGUACAUUUUACUGCAUUGUUUUUAGAAUAUAUGUAUUACUGGUGUCAUCAUUUUAACCAGUAUUAAUCACUAUUAUGCCGUCCAGUUUAUUACGAAAGUGGUUGGGUUAUAGCAGAUAUUGAAUGUAUAUUGUUUAUCC
Molecule: messenger RNA, 5345 nt
Organism: Schistocerca nitens (vagrant locust)
Lineage: Eukaryota; Metazoa; Arthropoda; Insecta; Orthoptera; Acrididae
Gene: Traf6
Product: TNF receptor-associated factor 6-B
Exons: 8
Coding region: 107-1255 (382 amino acids)
Biological process (GO): regulation of apoptotic process; regulation of canonical NF-kappaB signal transduction; protein K63-linked ubiquitination
Cellular component (GO): plasma membrane signaling receptor complex
Molecular function (GO): protein binding; zinc ion binding
Source: RefSeq, a predicted model, not a curated record